Mugil cephalus (flathead mullet) is the source of this 2602-nucleotide messenger RNA. It is a transcript of the gene klf4, whose product is annotated as Kruppel-like factor 4. The transcript has 5 exons. Gene Ontology annotation, molecular function: RNA polymerase II cis-regulatory region sequence-specific DNA binding; DNA-binding transcription factor activity, RNA polymerase II-specific. Lineage: Eukaryota; Metazoa; Chordata; Actinopteri; Mugiliformes; Mugilidae. Bases 316 to 1704 code for a protein of 462 amino acids. Gene Ontology annotation, biological process: regulation of transcription by RNA polymerase II. The record is from RefSeq and is a predicted model, not a curated record.
GUGAUACCUCUCACGCGGCUUUCUCAGUCCAGACUGCCGGUCCCUGCAUGGCAACAGGCGGGAGGGAUUCCCCUGCUCGUCGCCUCUCUGUCUUCCCAAGUAAAAACUGCUUCAGCGUUUAAAUUUCAAUCAGCCUGGCUGCUUUCACCGGCGCGCCCAUCCGCGGCGGCAUGUCUUGGAGCAAAAGUGUUACGCGCGGAGCGGAGCAGAAACUUUAAACGCGGGGACAUUUAAGCAUUAAAAAAAGAAAGAAAGAAAGAAACAAGCAGCAGUUGCGCCGAAAAGAAAGAAGGGACUCCACGCAGAUUCUAACUGAUGAGGCAGCCUCCAAAUGACAUCGAGAUGGCUUUAGGCGGGACGCUUUUGCCAUCCAUAUCCACGUUCGCCAGCGGCCCCACCGUGAAGAGUAAAUCCAUAGGAAGUGCCAAUUUAAGAUGGAAGGAGGAGUUGUCCCAUCUUAAGAGAACCAGUGUGCCAGCCGGAAGCAGCUGCCCUGAUCCUGACCACCCCACUUCCACCAGCACCGCACUCCCCAGCAUGUCCAAGAAAGACACAGAGCCAGACCUGGACUUGGACUACGACUUCAUUCUGUCCAACUCUAUUCUACAGCAACAGCAGCAGCAGCAGCAACAACAGCAACAGCAGCAGCAGCAACAGCAGCAGCAGCAGCAGCAGCAGCAGCAGGAGGACGCCAUGGCGCUAGGCUCUGCCCAGGCCCUGUCUCCUUCCCCUGGCUCUUUCUCCUCGUCUUACCCUCUUCCCUCCCCUCAAGGAACUGCCAGUGAGCUGCUCUAUACCAUCCCAGACAUCAGUGAUGUUUCGCCCUCUGGAGGCUUCGUGGCAGAGCUCAUGAGGCCCGAGUUGGACCCGGCAUACCUGCACCCUACCAGCCUCCACGGCAAAUUUGUGGUCAAGACAACAAUGGACAUGGGAGAAUACAGCCAAGGAAUGAAGGCCUGCAUUAAUGCUGUGUCAGACCCAACCGCUACACGUGCCUCGCCGUCUUUUACGUGCCAUCGGAUAAAGCAGGAGAAUCCCAGUAACUGCACCAUCUCGCAGCCGAUGGACUUACACCUGGCCGGGGUAAACUCGCAGGGCCGUGGGAACCAGCAGCAGCAGCAGCAGCAGCAGCGUCCCAGCCACUUGGAUCUACACGGGUUCCCUGGCGGAGGGCGAUCCAUGACUAGCAGCAGGUUAUCCUCAUCCUCUUCCCUCUCCCCAGACCAUCCGCUCAGUCGGGAGCACCAGGGGCUGGGCCACCCACACUCUCAGAUCCCUCUACCUCCACAGGGAUACCACCAUAGUUCCCCGCAGGGCUACUCUUCCUACCCUCAGACGUCGUCCAUGCAGUACCAAGAUCCCCAUAUGAUCUCCAGCGGGGACUGCCUGCCGGAGGAGCCGAAGCCCAAACGCGGCAGGCGCUCCUGGCCGAGGAAGCGGGUUGCGACACACACGUGUGACUACGUCGGCUGUGGGAAAACUUACACAAAGAGCUCCCACCUCAAAGCUCAUCACCGCACGCACACAGGGGAGAAGCCUUACCACUGCGACUGGGAGGGCUGCGGCUGGAAGUUUGCACGUUCGGAUGAGCUCACUCGCCACUACAGGAAGCACACAGGCCACCGGCCAUUUCAGUGUCAGAAAUGUGACCGGGCCUUUUCGAGGUCAGACCACCUCGCUCUCCAUAUGAAGAGACACUUAUGAGACUUGGUUGGAGGACCAGACAAAAUGGCGAUGGAUGAAGGCUCCAGGAAAUAUAAAGUAUAUAUAUAUAAGUUAGUAGAACUUUUUUUUUUUUAAAACCAUAAUUUGCCUUCAAGCCGGUGUCAAGCAACAAGACAAGCUGUGGCGUUCAUGGCAAAAACGAGCAUUACUCCUUUAAGAGAAUUUCUUUCAAGACUGAUGCACUCUGAGCAGGUGACUCGACGAGACCUCUCAGCCAGGGUUGUAAACUUUUAUGAAAGGGACCAAACUGGAAUUUGUCUUAUUUAACCGACAAACCUUGGAGGACCAGGUGCCAGCAGCUUUUAACUGGAAAUGUAUUUCUGUCAGGGAAACCAGGAGCAACAGACAAACAUCUCCAGAUGCCUUUUUACCAGCAGCACGUCAUCACACGUCACAGGCCGUUAACUACACACUGUUCAAAAAUACUGUAUUAAUAGAUACGUCUAUAUUUAUAUCCACAUUUCACCUGCAAUGCCAUUGAUUUCAGGUACAAUGUUAAUUUAUACCAAAUGGUGCUCAGUAACUCUGAAGAAGGUCUUUUUUUCUUUUUAAUAAAAGGUACCAAAGAUUAAGGAAAAACGGAUAAAAGGGUGAAAAGGAAAAAAAAAAAGUGCCAUAUGGUUGUUUGUGUGUUUCUUGGAAACCUCUCUUCCACAAUCUGACAUGAAUCAGGUGAACACUACACUUUUUUUUUUUUUAAAUGGUGAUGGCAAUCUUCGAUGCACUGCAGCUGCAGCGUGCAAUAAUUUAUAUGAGACAUUCAUAUUUUUGUAUUGAAUGAGUAACUCUGAACAAAGAUUUCUUUUUUUUGUUUAUAGCCAAAAUAUGUAAUAUAAUCUUGAACUUUGUACAUUUGUAAAUAAAAAUGCUUUGUUAA